GAAUGAUAUCUUGCUCAAGUUGUAGAAACGCUGCGCUGUGUGGGUUAUUGUGUGUUAAACGGCGAGACGGCAUUUACAGAUAAGGGAAAGUGGACGAUUCAAGAGGAAAACCUGAAAUACAAACCGGGGGGGGAAAAAUAAUAUUCUCCAACAAUGCAAUUGACCGUGUGUGAGCCCACCACCAUGUCUGAAGCCGUGGUGAUGGAGCCUCCCAGAGCAGGCGGCUUCCUGGAGUCAUCCUGCGGUGCAGAAGACAGAGCGGUCUCCCUCGAUGGCGUCAUUGUGGAUACAGCAAAUGAGUCCUCAGAGGAAGAGUCUGCAGGGGAAAGAGAUGAGAAUGGUGCACAUGAAGUAGUUGCCAGCAGCACCAAGGCUACGGAGGUCCCUGCUGAACAGACCUCAAACACACAAACAGUGAACACCCAGCGUCCAAACACCCUGCCGGUGCAAGCAGCAGGAGGGCUCGACCUGUGGACGUCACAGGGUGAUGCAGAGGUGAGACUGAGGAUGGGGGACUCUGGUCUGGCUGCUGAGACCCCUCUGACCACCAACCAGAUGUUCACCUCAGCUGUGGAGCGCUAUGCCGACUAUACAGCUCUGAGCUGGAAGGAGGGCGAACAGCAGAAGAGCCUGAACUACAGAGAAUAUUACCAGACCUGUCGCACCGCUGCCAAGAGUUUCCUUAAGCUUGGUUUGGAGCGCUACCACGGUGUCGGCAUCCUGGGCUUCAACUCGGCUGAGUGGUUCAUCUCUGACAUUGCUGCCAUUUUGGCUGGUGGGUUUGCUGUUGGCAUCUACACCACCAACUCUUCUGAGGCAUGCCAGUACGUAGCAGAGAACAGCAAGGCCAAUAUCAUUGUGGUGGAGAAUCAAAAACAGCUGCAGAAGAUCCUUCAGGUUGAAGACAAGCUGCCGCACUUGAAAGCCAUCAUCCAGUACAAAGAUGCACUUAAAGAGAAAAGACCAAAUCUGUACUCUUGGGCGGAGUUCAUGGAGCUCGGACGAGAUGAGCCCGACGCACCCCUCGACGCCAUCAUCUCCAGCCAGAAACCCAACCAGUGCUGCACGCUCAUCUACACCUCAGGGACCACAGGCCAGCCCAAAGGAGUCAUGCUCAGCCAUGAUAAUAUAACAUGGACCGCGCUCUCCACCUGCCACCAUGUGGGUCUGACAGAUGCCACCAACUCUCAGGAGGUGGUGGUCAGCUACCUGCCGCUCAGCCACAUCGCCGCUCAGAUGAUCGACAUCUGGGUCACCAUGAAGGUCGGAGGGGUGACCUACUUUGCCCAGCCAGAUGCACUGAAGGGCUCUCUGGUAAACACUUUGAAGGAGGUGCGUCCCACGGCCUUCAUGGGCGUCCCACGUGUCUGGGAAAAGAUGCAGGAGAAGAUGAAGUCGGUCGGAGCCAAGUCUUCAACUGUUCGCAGGAAACUGGCUGCCUGGGCCAAAGAUGUUGGUCUGCAGACUAAUCUGACCAAAAUGAAUCAAAGCGGAGCAGCUGGCCGAACGCCAUUGAGCUACCAAAUAGCCAAAAAGUUUGUGUUCAAAAAGGUGCGUAAGGCUCUGGGCCUGGACCGCUGCAGCAAGUGCUACACAGGAGCCGCUCCCAUAACCAAAGACACGCUGGAGUUCUUCCUCAGCCUAGAUAUCCCUCUGUACGAGCUGUACGGCAUGAGUGAGAGCACCGGACCUCACACAAUCUCUGUCGCUGAAGCCUUCAAGCUCACCAGUUGUGGUAAAGAGAUCCCAGGGUGCAAGACGAAACUGCACAACCCAGACGAGGAGGGAAACGGUGAGAUCUGCUUCUGGGGCCGUCACGUCUUCAUGGGUUACCUCAACAUGCCAGACAAGACGGAGGAGUCUGUCGAUGCGGAGGGUUGGCUGCACUCAGGUGACCUGGGCAAACAUGACCAAAACGGAUUCCUCUACAUCACCGGAAGAAUUAAAGAGCUGAUCAUAACGGCAGGAGGAGAAAACAUCCCUCCUGUUCCUAUCGAGGAUGCUGUGAAGGAGGCCGUGCCGCUGAUUAGUAACGCCAUGCUGAUCGGAGACAAGAGGAAGUUUCUAUCUAUGCUGCUCACCAUUAAGUGCCAGGUAAACCUAGAGUCAGGAGACCCAGAGGACGAGCUGACACCGGAAGCUAUUGAGCUCUGCAGGAAGCUGGGCAGCAACACAACGCGAGUCUCUGAGAUCGCAGGCGGCCGAGACCGAGUGAUCCAUGCGGCCGUUCAGAAGGGAAUCAACAAAGUCAACGAGGAGGCAGCCUCCAACGCUCAGCGCAUUCAGAAGUGGAUCAUUCUGGAUCAUGACUUCUCCCUUACAGGAGGAGAGCUGGGCCCUACCAUGAAGCUGAAGAGGCCGGUGGUGGUGAAGAUGUACAAGGAGCAGAUUGAGAACUUUUAUAAGGAGCUGGCGACUCCAACGACCCCCGACAACCCGCUGCCUCCUAAAUAAAGCUGCUCAUCGACCUGCAGGGAGAUCCAGACUGUCUUGAGUUAACAUGCAGACACACCAAAAUUCAUUAAUCCAACCAUUUUUCCCUUGUGCAGAAAAUAAGAAGCCAUUGUUAAAUAGCUUUAUGAUUUUGUCAAUAAGCUGAGGUGGACUAUUUGGAUUACUAGGCUGAACAGUAAUAUCCGAUAAAUGAAGUAGCAGCAGCUGUAUGUAAGAAAAGUUGUUUAUUUACUGCAUUACUUGAGAUAAGAGACAGGAUCCAAAAUAAGUUUAUAGGAUGUUUUUAAAUCAUUUUACUUAUUAAACAUGUUUUUCUUAAUUUAUUUUUGGUUUGCCAAAGUUUACAUGGGCUAAAUGAGCUUCAAAGAAGAACAUUUCUAGCAAACACUCCAUUUGUCAUUCAGCAAUCAUAUGCAUGUUUACUGGCAUUUGUCAUGUAUUUGGUGUCUUUUUUUUCCCGUCUUUGUCAGCUGGGUUUCCAAGAAAAUAAUAAUUUAUUUUGUACACGUUUUCUGCAGAGUUAGGUGCAGUUACAAAGGCAUUGAAAACAAUCUCAUAACUAAGCAUCCAAAUCUUGUUUUUCAUACUGUAAAACAUGUCAUUGAAGCCAUAUCUAUGCCUUUUGUAAUUGUAAAGUCAGACUCUGUUGUUCUGUAUGCUGACGACUCAUUGCAGACUAUUACACAACUGCCUGUUCCUGUUGAAAUGUUUCCAACAGUCCUUCUUGUGUGUAGAUCUGCCAUAAUUUUCGGGAAUAUUGUAAAUAUGUUUUGCGUAUAUCAUCAUCUUUCAAUUGUUUUGUUUUUUUAUUGUUAUUUUACAGUGGAUUAUUCAGCAUCCCAGAAUCCCAUUGCUACAUUUUUGUUCUGCACUCAAAGGAAAAAAAAAAAAAAAAAAAAAAAGAAAUAAUUUAGAUUAUAUGUAGCUUUAUGGCAAGUAUAUUAACAGGUCUGUUGCCAUCCCUUAUACAGAUACACGUACAAAUGCUUGAGGUUUUGAUCCGGAGACUAAACGUCUUUAGCCUCCUUGAAGACAUUUCGCACAUCUUCAAGAAAAAGUUUUAAAAAGGAAGUAAAAGAGUUUGUUGGACUCCAAAGAGUUGAUCUUGUAUAGGAAGUAAUUAUGUAUAUAAUAAGCAUAUCGCAGGUAUGUCCAGUAAUUCACAGUGAAGGUGGGUUUGGCGGUUAUGGUUUGCUAAAAAUAACUGAAGUUCAGGGUAAUUUUAACAUGCGUCAAUGAAGAUAAAUAAGGAAAUGACGGUGAUUCAGUGCUUCUUGAAUUACCUGACCUGAAAGAGCUGUUGUUGACAAUAUCACGGUUGAAAUAUGGAAAUUAGAUGAAGGAGAAAAAGGAAGCAGGCCUGUUUGUCUGCAGACAUGUGAAUGUUUGGGUGUUUGCUCAGUUACGGAAUAAAAGUUGAAUA
Anoplopoma fimbria (sablefish) is the source of this 3877-nucleotide messenger RNA. RefSeq names its product acyl-CoA synthetase bubblegum family member 2 (gene acsbg2). The transcript has 15 exons. Gene Ontology annotation, molecular function: long-chain fatty acid-CoA ligase activity. Gene Ontology annotation, cellular component: endoplasmic reticulum; membrane. Lineage: Eukaryota; Metazoa; Chordata; Actinopteri; Perciformes; Anoplopomatidae. The coding region runs from base 154 to 2454 and encodes 766 amino acids. The record is from RefSeq and is a predicted model, not a curated record.